AUGACAGUCAUCAACGCGAGCGACAUCCCGACCCUGUCGCUGCUGUACAAGCUGCACAAGCUGGUAGCGGCGCCGGCAGGCACGAAGCCACGCCCGACCCUGGCCGGGCCCAAGACGAUCCCAGCGCCGUCCAAGGCGCUCAAUGACCGCGUAGGCGUCGUGCUCAGCGACAUCACCACGCUAGGGGUCGACGCCAUCGUCAACGCGGCGAAACGGUCGCUGCUGGGCGGCGGAGGCGUCGACGGGGCGAUCCACCGGGCGGCGGGCGCGGGCUUGGUGCGCGAGUGCGAGCGGCUGGGCGGGUGCGAGACGGGCGCGGCCAAGAUCACGGGCGCGUACCGGCUGCCGUGCCGCCGCGUGAUCCACGCCGUCGGCCCCGUGUACGACCCCGGCGAGCACGAGGCCAGCGAGACGGCCCUGGCCAGCUGCUACACGCGCAGCCUCGAGCUGGCCGCCGAGAACGGCUGCCGCUCCGUCGCCUUCAGCGCCCUCAGCACCGGCGUCUACGGCUACCCCAGCCGCUGGGCCGCCCCGGCCGCCCUGAGCGCCGUCCGCAAGUUCCUCGUCGACCACCCCGCCCGCGCCGGCAUUGACAAGGUCAUCUUUGUCACGUUUGAGAAGAAGGAUGUCGAUGCGUACAACGAGAGCGUGCCGAUAUUCUUCCCUCCGGUUCCCGACGAGGAAGCCGAGGCUGAAGCCGUCGCCAACGAGCUGCCCGACCCGCCGACGGGCGACCCGGUCAAUCCGGAGAAUGACGGGAAGAGGCAGAAGCACGAUUAA
Lasiosphaeria miniovina is the source of this 780-nucleotide messenger RNA. RefSeq lists its product as uncharacterized. Bases 1 to 780 code for a protein of 259 amino acids. The record is from RefSeq and is a predicted model, not a curated record. Lineage: Eukaryota; Fungi; Ascomycota; Sordariomycetes; Sordariales; Lasiosphaeriaceae. The transcript is spliced from 3 exons.